Molecule: messenger RNA, 1674 nt
Organism: Rhea pennata
Lineage: Eukaryota; Metazoa; Chordata; Aves; Rheiformes; Rheidae
Gene: VHL
Product: von Hippel-Lindau tumor suppressor
Exons: 3
Coding region: 8-502 (164 amino acids)
Source: RefSeq, a predicted model, not a curated record
CAGCGGGAUGCCGCAGGCGCCGGGGGAGGCGGGCGGCGCGGGCGCGGGCGCGCUGCGCUCCGCCAACACGCAGGAGCUCUCCAAGGUGGUCUUCAACAACCACAGCCCCCGCUGCGUGCUCCCCGUCUGGCUGGACUUCGAGGGCAGGCCCCGCUUCUACCCGGUGCUGCAGCCGCGCACCGGGCGCGUCAUGCACAGCUACCGCGGUCACCUCUGGCUGUUCAGGGACGCGGGCACCAACGACGGGCUGCUGGUGAACCAGCGGGAGCUGUUCGUCGCCGCUCCCGACGUGCGCAAAGCAGACAUCACGCUGCCAGUGUUCACCCUGAAAGAGAGAUGUCUCCAGGUUGUUCGCAGCCUGGUCAAACCAAUGGACUACAGGAAACUGGACAUUGUUCGAUCAUUGUAUGAGGAACUGGAAGAUCAUCCUGAUAUUAGUAAGGAUAUUCUGCGGCUUUCUCUGGAGAGAAGUGAAACGUUAAGGAAUGGAAUUUCAGAAUAAGAUGGAUGCUGUUCAUUCCAGACUCAUUUAAAGAGUCUUUAAACCACUGACUUUAAGCACGGGUUACCACCCUGAGACAGGCCAGGAGCUGCAUUUCAUAUUCUGAAACAUACACUCAGUUACCUAAGGUGUACAAAUCUUGUUAUGACGGUAAGUCCGAUUCAAAAGACUAAACACCACGUAAACAUAUGCUAAGCUCGUGAUGGUCCAGUUCUGCUCUUACCAAUGCUUAUUGCAAACCUGUGACUUCAGAGGCCUUGCGUGGAUGAAACUCAGAGAUGAAUUUUAACUUGGUUUAUUUCAGAACAUGCCACAAUGAUUUAAGAUCAGGUCAUGUGUGAGGGAUGUUUGUUUAUGUAUGUGGGAGUUUGCACCACCUUCUUCUGAAGGCCUAACCGGAAACUUUAUGUUGGAGGAAAGAUGAACUGUGUAAAAGCUUGGGGUUUUACACACUUCCCUUUGCAUUUAUAAAUCCGUGUCCUAGUAACACUUUGAGCCUGACAAAUUUUUACACAGAUCAUACUUUUAAUGCCUUAUUUGUCCUUCGUUAUUGGUUUGUUCACUGGUUCAUCUCAGGGUGAUUCAGCCUGGUCAGCCACAUUGGCUGUAUCCUAGUUUUGGGGCACCUUUCCCCUCUGCAGGGUUCAAGUCCUGAGGGGAGGCAUUUUUCUGGAGCAUGAGCCAUUUAAGUUGCUAUUGUCUCCUGAGGAUUAGGCAGGAGGCUGUAUCAGCUCAUGCAAGCCUGUUGCUAGGUCCAUCUCACAAAUUGAUCUAUGCUUUGUUUCAGGCAGGCUGGAUGAGCAAAGAAAAAAUGUUUCUUUGACUAUAUCCUAUUCUCCUCAUUCCUCAACGAGAAUGUGUAUUUGAAUGUAUACAUGUAAUUCAAAGCAGCAUUGUUUUUAGCAGAUGUAUGAAUUGUCUACCAAGCAAAAGAUGUAGUGCUGUGCCAUGUUAGAAGCAGACUGAUACAAGAUUAUAGCAGAUUAUUUGUGGAAUACCUUUCUUUCCAUUUAUGCUUAAAUACUGUAAAAACACAGCUGUGAAACUAAGUGACAAUAUCAGCCCAUUCUGUUAAGUAUGAAUUGUCUCCACUUCUGGUACACUUGUUUUUGUUCAAGUGAAAUGUAUGAACUGAUCUUUGUUGUUUGUCAUAAAAUGUAAAUCCACACUAA